This is a messenger RNA of Hyaena hyaena (striped hyena), 2129 nucleotides long. RefSeq names its product receptor transporter protein 4 (gene RTP4). The coding region runs from base 135 to 1346 and encodes 403 amino acids. Lineage: Eukaryota; Metazoa; Chordata; Mammalia; Carnivora; Hyaenidae. Gene Ontology annotation, biological process: detection of chemical stimulus involved in sensory perception of bitter taste; protein targeting to membrane; protein insertion into membrane. Gene Ontology annotation, molecular function: olfactory receptor binding. The record is from RefSeq and is a predicted model, not a curated record. The transcript has 3 exons. Gene Ontology annotation, cellular component: cytoplasm.
CAAAAUCAAGAGUUGGACACUGACUGAGCCACCAAGCUGCUCCUCAACUCCUCCUUUAGACAAGCCUACACUUUCCUGGGAUUUAGUGUGGCCUCAGAGAAAGUUGCCAGAUAAAACCGAGUUACUCCCGAAACAUGGCUCCCCAGCCUCAGGAGAAGAAAACAGUUUUAGAUGUCAGGACAUGGGACCAGAUAUUUCAAGAACUGAUGCAGCAGGAGAAACCCCGAGCCAGAUGGACCCUGAAGGUGGAUGCGAAUCUCGACCCAAGCUGCCUUGCAGAAGGGUGGAAGCAGUACGAGAUGAGAGGAUUUGGCAGGUUCCAGUGUUCCUCAUGCCAUCGGAGUUGGGCUUCUGCUCAAGUGCAUAUCCUAUGUCAUAUGCACCUGGAGCCCCACAAAUCCCAGGGUCAGGUGAUUAUGCGCCUCUUUGCUCAGAGGUGCAAGAAGUGUUCCUGGUCUCGAUUUGAGAACCCCGAGUUCUCCCCAGAGAGCGCCAUGAGGAUUCUGAAAAACGUGGUGCUGCGCAUUCUGAAGAAAUUCUACGAAAAUGGCUUUAGGAAGUUUUCAGAGCUACCGAUCAUCCGGGAGGUGCCUUUGGAUGGGUCCCACGACACAAAGAAUUGUGAAGGAUGCUCUCUCGGCUUAUGCGUACUGAGAUUACAGAACAGCACGACGGAGCCAUCAACAUCCCCAUUCUCUUACAUGGAUAUUACGAGUUCUGCAUCUCCCGUUGGUCACGUGUCCAGCCAAAACCAGUGGAAUGGGUAUUGCUAUGUCCCUAGGGGCUCAGGGUCCAGCCACACCACUGCUGAGCCCAAAGGGGAGACCAGUAGGCAGCUCACCCCAAAGGCAGACAGGCAGGCUGUGCAAGGAAAUUUACAAUCCACACAGAGGGCAGUGUCACAGGCCCCCCAGAGGACAUACUCUGAGGUCGUCAGGAGGGCAGGCCAACAGUCCACACAGCAGGUGUGUUCACAAGCCACACAAGGGGCAGGUAUGCAGACCACGCAGGGGACAGACCCAAAGACCACAUUGAGGGCAAUCCCAAAAGCUCCAUCAGGGUCAGACACUCAGAAUCCAGGGAGAAUAGUUCCCUCUAGGUCAAACUUACAGCUCACAUGGACAGAUUCCAUGGCCACACAUGGGUUUUCGACCACCAGCGGAACUCAAGCUGUCCGGAGAAGUUCACCCAGAAAUGCUGUUCCAAAUGGCUAUCCUAUAUAUGCUCCGUUAAUGCAACCAGAUUACUUCGUUCACAACGAUACAUUGGACAUGUUAUUUUUCUGUGGUAUUUGUUUCUUUACUGUGUUAGUAGUCAAAUGGUUAGAAGAAGGAAGAUGGCGAUAAGCUUCUCUUCUUUUGUCUUAAUUCCGUGGUAAACAGUGAACUGGUUGCCAUUUUAGUAUGACACAGAAUAUGCUUUGAGACCAAGCAGGGUCAAGUUUGUAAGAAUAAACACUAGUUUCCUAGAUCUCCUUAGCAGAUAGUCUAAAACAUAACCUAGCAGAUAAUGGGCCCAAUAAGAAAUAUUUGAUGACUUCGUAAAAGCUCUUUAUUCAUUCAUACCCUCAUUCAUUUAUCGGUAUCAGUAUACAUGUGUGUGUGUAUCUAUAAAUACCACAUCUUGGCAAGAACUGAGGGUCAUGAGUGUUAUCAGAAAGUUAUUGUGGUGGGCAGAAUAAUGCACUCCCCCCCCCAAAGUUAUCCAUGUCCUAAUUCACAGAACCUGUACAUAUGUCACUUUACAUGGCAAAAAGGACUUUACAGAUGUGAUUAAUUUAAAGAUCUUGAGAUGAGGUGCUCAUCCUGCCUUACCUGGACGCGCCCAAUGUAAUCACAGUGGUCCUUACAGAAGGGGGGCAAGAAUGUCAAAGUGAGAAAAAGGAGAUUUAAUGACGGCAGGAGUGACGGGCCCAUGCAGUGAUGGGCUUUGAAGAGGGAGGAAGCAGCCACAAGCCAAGGGACGCAGGCAGCUCUUGAAGCUCAUAGAGGCAAAGGAACAGAUGUUCCCCCAGAGCCUCCGGAAGGAAACAGCUCUGCUGAGGUAUGACUUCGACCCAGUGAGACUGAUUUUAGGCUUUGGACCUUCAGAACUCUAUGAUAAUAAAGUUGUGUUCCUUUAAGUCACUA